UCAUUUUGUUACAGUUAGAGCUCUUUCUGCUACAUGUGAAGGAAUUAGUCGGGUUAUAUUAUGCGACGGGGGUUAAAGAUUAAUUGCGCAGUGAAGAUUACUCAUUGAGAGACAUUGUCCCUGUAACACCUGGCACACGGAGACGACACUUGUUCCGAACGGAGCUGCUCUUCGGCCAAAACCUGCGCAUUGAACUAGGCGUAAAGCUGCUGCUUGACACCUCACAUUAGCACCAUUCACAGAAGGUGUAGGUGGCUCCUGCGGAAGGAUGGUGCAGAAAUCUAUUGUAAUCGGCUUGGCGGCGUUGCUGGUGGCGGUGGUGUGCAUCUUCCUUGGGGUGUUUUUUGGGGUGGACAGGACGUCAUCAUCAUCAUCAUACUACAGCAAAGCCGCUGUUGCUGCUGAUGCAGGACCCUGCUCAGAGAUCGGCAGGGAUAUGCUGCAGAAAGGUGGCUCAGCAGUGGAUGCCUCUAUUGCUGCCCUGCUGUGUGUGGGACUGAUGAAUGCACACAGCAUGGGCAUCGGAGGAGGACUUUUCCUCACCAUCUACAACAGCUCUACAGGAAAGGUGGAGACCAUUGAUGCCAGAGAAACCGCGCCCAGGCUGGCCACGGAAGGCAUGUAUGGGAGUGACGAACUGCUUGCCCGCAAAGGUGGGUUGGCGAUUGCGGUCCCAGGGGAGAUUCGUGGGUACAGUUUGGCGCACCAGAGACAUGGCAAGCUCCCAUGGAAGGACCUGUUCACCCCCAGCAUUCAGCUGGCCCGCAACGGUUUCCCUGUGAGCCGAGCGCUAGCAGGUGCCAUCGCGAGCAACAAGGACACCAUCCUCAGCGAAGAAGCUUUAUGUGAAGUGUUUUGCGACCCGAGCAAAAAAAACAUUCUGAAGGAAAAGGACAUCAUUACAUUUCCCAAGCUGGCCAGGACCUAUGAGCAACUGUCCAUAGAGGGGCCAGAGGCGUUCUACAAUGGGACCAUGGCACAGAAUAUUGUAAAUGACAUAAAGGCCAGAGGGGGCAUCGUGUCUCUGGAGGACCUGCGGGACUACACCCCCGUCCUGGACGAGCACCCCUUGAAUUUCAGCAUGGGGGAGUACACCAUGGGCGUCCCUAAUGCCCCUUCCAGCGGUCCCAUCCUCGGCCUCAUGCUAAACAUCCUCCAAGGUUUCGGGCUCACCGCAGCAAGUGUCUCCUCCCCUGAGAAGAAGGCUCUGACAUAUCACCGCAUCGUGGAGGCCUUCCGAUUCGCCUACGCCCAGCGGAGCAGACUGGGGGACCCCGACUUCCUCAACGUCACAGAGCUGAUCAGCAACAUAACCUCGAAAGAAUUCGCCAGCGAUGUCCGGCGCAGGAUCACUGACAACAUGACACACCCAACCAACUACUACGAUCCGGAAUUCUCUCUCCCAGACAACCAAGGCACCGCCCACCUGUCCGUCAUAGCCGAGGAUGGGAGCGCUGUGGCCGCCACCAGCACCAUCAACCACUACUUUGGCUCCAAAGUACGGUCACCAACAACCGGCAUCAUCUUCAACAACGAGAUGGACGACUUCAGCUCUCCAAAUAUUACCAACCACUUUGGGGUGCCUCCGUCCCCCAGCAACUUCAUCCGUCCGGGCAAAAGGCCCAUGUCCUCCAUGUGUCCAGCCAUCUUACUGGACAAAAACAACAGAGUCAAAAUGGUGGUGGGGGCCUCGGGCGGGACCCAUAUCACCACGGCAACCGCCUUGGUCAUUCUGAACGCGUUGUUCUUCGAGUACGACCUGAAGAGGGCGGUGUCCGAACCCCGGCUGCACAACCAGCUCCUACCCAACACCACGCUCCUUGAGAAUGGCUUUGACAAGGGUGUGAUGGCUGGUUUGGAGCAGCGGAACCAUGAGAUAGUGUGGGAAAAGUUAAACGGGGUGGUGCAGGCUGUGAUGAGGAAGGAGAAUCGGCUCUAUGGCGAAUCGGACCACAGAAAGGGUGGCUACCCCGCAGGCUUCUGAGGAACCCGGACCUGAAGUACUGUUCACAUGAACCACGUGAAUCUGAACUACAACCAGGGAACCACUCUUCAAGGUCACAAAUAUGUGAUUAGAAUGUCCUUAACUGGAAAUACUGAUGCUGAUGUCACAAUCAGCACUUGCAAUAGAAAGCAAAUGGAGUUCUAGAACACUUCUAGAACUCUAUAAUUUUGCAAAAGAAAAAAAAGCAUUCCAAAGAUCCUACCCUUCAAAGGGUUAGUGUGCCAAAUUCCAUGGUGCCUUGGAGGGAGGAGGUGAUGUGGGCGGGGCUCCCUCCCUCUUCCCCCUCUCCACUUCUCAUUUUUAACAAUAUGAUGAUUAUGCUUAUGAUAAUGUCAUCUACAUUAACAUAAUUCUUGCUAUCAUCAUUAGCAAUAUUAUUUUAUCAUAAUUAUAAUUGCUGUCUUUACUAUUGCCUUCAUAAGCAUCAUCAUAAUAAUUAGGCAAAGAUUGAUAAUCUUUCAAUAGAGACGGUUUCUGCUCUUAUGUCUUGUGGGUGUAUGACAUAUGCACAUCCAACAUUCAUUGCUGGUGCAGGACUCAGAAUGAAUCAUAAAAAAGAAAUUAAUGCCUGCAUGGUUCAAUGAUUGAAAAAUAAUGAUCUGUAAUUGUCUUGAGAUUACGUGGAUGGGGAUGGGUGGUUGCUUGAGGACAAACUGUCGAACAGGGGGCAAUCUGUUCACUUUGCACUGUUAAUAAUUGUAUUUACUGCUAACCUUUUCCUCUGUUCUCAUUUAUUGGAAAUGAUUGGUCAAUGAAAAAAUCAGUCUUAUUUUUUGAAUGUAGUAUUCACCAGAUCUGCCUCUAUUUGGCUUUACAACAGUAUUUAUUACAUUUAUUUAUUAUAUCGUUGUCCUGCCAGUAGAUUUCAAUUGGGGGCAAUAAUCUGCGUGGUGAUCAUUUUCCUCGUGUGAAACAUUGUAACAUUGCCUGUCCAGACACCCAACAGACCCUUGUUGUGAUGUCACUUCCUCUUUGUGAUAAGGUGUAAACUCAGGGCUGGUUACAGAAACAGCGCUGUAUAACUGUCACUCUUACCCCUGACUGUAAUUAUGCAUGUGGCUCUCCUUCCGGCUUCUCAUUUGGCCAAUGGCAGUGCUUUGAACCAAAUUCCAGAAUUAAAUGCAUGGCCACCUGUACAUUAUUUUACCACAUUUGCCUGACACAUUUUUCUUUUUCUUUUUUUAAAUUAUCAUUAUUUCUGUCAGGACCACUGUCAUCAAGUAGAACUUUAUGGACAAUAAAGGCAAUACAGUUAUGUUUGGCGGUAUGGCUCUGUUCUGGAGCUCUCCCGCCAACCACGCAGCCUGCGUGGAUAAGGCCGGGAGGCCAGCAGCCAAACCCCCCCUAGAGGGGUACACACAGAACAGAUCCAGCAGCAAAGCAGUUUUUAACACAUAUGAAUGGAGCAAAUGUAAUUUCUUAACACAUAAGGAUGGAGCAAUACAACUUCUUAACACAUAGGAAUGGAGAAUGCAAAUUCUUGACGCAUGGGGAUGGAGCUGGGGUGGUGGAGGGGAUUUACGAAGCAACGUGCAGCGCUUGCAUGCAGGAGGAGCAGCCGAAUGAGUAGAGGGAGGCUGUUUAAGUAGACCGCCCUGUUAGUGAAUGUACUGUGAUAGGCGAACAUCACUCAGCUGAGCCAUCAGCUGAUUCGGCCAGAGCGCUUGACUCUCGUGACCUGCCAGAACUACGCGAUGCUCCAUUUUUACUUGUAGAGAUUUUUCCUCCAUUAAUCAUUACUUUUAGACAUGGGAGUAAAUGCUUUGUUGGAUGGUUUACAGAUUACAAAAGAUACUCUCCUGUCCAGCCAUCCCAGUGAAUGCAAAGGCUGUUCUCAGUGCUGGCUUGGAGCCAGCAAGACGCAUUAAACAAACUCAGGAUUGAGUAAACUUCA
Molecule: messenger RNA, 3899 nt
Organism: Anguilla rostrata (American eel)
Lineage: Eukaryota; Metazoa; Chordata; Actinopteri; Anguilliformes; Anguillidae
Product: glutathione hydrolase 1 proenzyme-like
Exons: 13
Coding region: 269-1984 (571 amino acids)
Biological process (GO): peptide modification; glutathione catabolic process; regulation of immune system process
Cellular component (GO): plasma membrane
Molecular function (GO): glutathione gamma-glutamate hydrolase
Source: RefSeq, a predicted model, not a curated record